Messenger RNA from Mauremys mutica (yellowpond turtle), 4375 nucleotides. RefSeq names its product phosphodiesterase 4B (gene PDE4B). Gene Ontology annotation, molecular function: transmembrane transporter binding; 3',5'-cyclic-AMP phosphodiesterase activity. Gene Ontology annotation, cellular component: cytosol; nucleus; perinuclear region of cytoplasm. The transcript is spliced from 17 exons. NCBI's taxonomy places the organism in Eukaryota, Metazoa, Chordata, Testudines, Geoemydidae. The record is from RefSeq and is a predicted model, not a curated record. Gene Ontology annotation, biological process: signal transduction. The coding region runs from base 478 to 2685 and encodes 735 amino acids.
CCGGGGUUCCCGGGCCGCUGCUUGCCUUCGCCCCCGGGCAGCGCCUUUUCCACUCCCGCCCGGGGUGCCCCUCAGGGAACGGGGGCCCGCCGGGGCGCUGUGCGUGCCGGGCUGGCGCGGCCUGGGCUGCCCGCGGCGCGCUGACAGGUGGUGGCCCUCAGCCUCCCAGCGCAGGCGAAGCCGCCGCUCCGUGCAAACGCUCCAUUGUCAUUGCCGGGGCGCCGGCGGCUGGGCAGAGCUCCGCGUAGCGCCGGCGGCGGGGCUUGGCGAGGAAACGGGCGGCUGCCGCGGCUCAGCCUCCACGCUCAGCCCCAGCGGGGGGCCCGGAGAGCCGCGUCCCCCCCGGAGAACAAAAGAGCCCGGCGCGGCGCGGCGGAGGAAGAGGACGCCGGUGCGUUGGCAAAGGUUUACUGUCUGGGGAGAAAUUGGAUUGAACAAAAGCGGUUGACACGAACAGGUGUAUUUUUCAUCUCUAUAAUGAAGAAAAGCAGAAGUGUCAUGACGGUUACAGCAGAUGACAUUGCUAAAGAUUACUUAGAAUGUGGCCUGAGCAAGUCUUAUAGUACAUCAAGUAAUAUGCUCGGCAUAGAUCUCUGGAGAGGAAGAAGGUGUUGCUCAUGUAAUUUGCAGUUACCACCAUUGUCCCACAGACAAAGUGAAAGAGCUAAGACACCCGACAGAGACAUCCUCUCUAGACCAACAACUUUGCCUUUGCUGACGCCACCGAGUAUUGCCAUCACCACUUACCAGGACAGCUUUGAUGUGGAAAAUGGCCCGUCACCAGGUCGCAGCCCGUUGGACCCCCAGGCCAGCUCUUCUUCAGGACUUGUAUUGCAUACCACUUUUCCAGGCCACAGCCAGCGCCGGGAGUCAUUUCUUUACAGAUCAGACAGUGAUUAUGACUUAUCACCAAAGACUAUGUCCAGGAACUCCUCUCUUCCAAGUGAACAACAUGGAGAUGACUUGAUUGUUACACCUUUUGCACAGGUCCUGGCAAGUUUACGAAGUGUGAGAAAUAACUUUACGUUAUUGACAAAUUUGCAAGGAACAUCAAACAAGAGGUCUCCAGCAGCAAGUCAGCCACCAGUCUCCAGAGUUAGCCUGCAAGAAGAAUCUUAUCAAAAAUUAGCAAUGGAAACUCUGGAAGAAUUAGACUGGUGUUUAGAUCAACUUGAAACUAUUCAGACCUACCGAUCAGUCAGUGAGAUGGCAUCUAACAAGUUCAAGAGAAUGCUAAACCGGGAGCUGACACACCUCUCAGAGAUGAGCCGAUCCGGGAACCAAGUGUCUGAAUACAUUUCAAACACUUUCCUGGACAAACAAAAUGAUGUGGAGAUUCCCUCUCCCACACAGAAAGACAGAGAGAAGAAGAAAAAACAGCAGCUCAUGACACAGAUCAGUGGAGUGAAAAAAUUAAUGCAUAGUUCAAGCUUAAACAAUACCAGCAUUUCGCGGUUUGGUGUGAAAACAGAAAAGGAAGACCAUCUGGCCAAGGAGUUGGAGGAUCUAAAUAAAUGGGGUCUUAACAUAUUUAACGUUGCAAGAUAUUCACACAGCAGGCCGCUCACCUGUAUUAUGUAUGCCAUAUUUCAGGAGAGAGAUCUACUAAAAACAUUCAAAAUCUCAUCUGACACCUUUGUAACUUACAUGAUGACUUUGGAAGACCACUACCAUUCUGAUGUAGCCUACCAUAACAGCCUACAUGCUGCUGAUGUUGCCCAAUCAACACACGUUCUUCUUUCUACGCCUGCAUUAGAUGCUGUCUUCACAGAUUUGGAAAUCCUUGCAGCAAUUUUUGCAGCUGCAAUUCAUGAUGUGGAUCACCCUGGUGUCUCCAAUCAAUUUCUUAUUAAUACAAAUUCUGAACUAGCUCUGAUGUACAAUGAUGAAUCUGUCUUGGAAAACCACCAUCUUGCUGUGGGUUUCAAACUGCUGCAAGAAGAACACUGUGAUAUCUUCCAGAACCUUUCGAAAAAACAGCGUCAGACUCUCAGGAAAAUGGUGAUAGACAUGGUGUUGGCAACAGAUAUGUCCAAACAUAUGAGCCUUUUGGCAGAUCUAAAGACUAUGGUGGAAACUAAGAAAGUGACAAGUUCAGGAGUUCUCCUUUUGGAUAACUAUACAGAUCGUAUACAGGUUCUCCGAAAUAUGGUACAUUGUGCAGACUUGAGUAAUCCCACAAAAUCCCUGGAAUUAUAUCGGCAGUGGACAGACAGAAUCAUGGAGGAAUUUUUCCAGCAGGGAGACAAAGAACGAGAGAGAGGAAUGGAAAUUAGUCCAAUGUGUGACAAACACACAGCCUCUGUGGAGAAAUCACAGGUUGGAUUCAUUGAUUACAUCGUCCAUCCACUUUGGGAGACCUGGGCAGACCUAGUGCAGCCUGACGCACAAGACAUCCUGGAUACUUUAGAAGACAAUAGGAACUGGUACCAGAGUAUGAUACCUCAAAGUCCCUCCCCUCCCCUUGAUGAACAGAAUAGAGACUGUCAGGGUCUAAUGGAGAAGUUCCAGUUUGAACUGACUCUUGAAGAGGAGGAUUCAGAUGGACCUGAAAAGGAGAGUGAGAGUAUCAGCUAUUUUAGCAAUACAAAGACACUCUGUGUGAUUGACCCGGGCAAAAGGGAAUCGCAAGAAGAGGCUAAUAUAGAAAUUGUGACAGAAGAUAUGUCACCUGUUGAUACAUAAUGUACUGUAUGUAGGUGAACUUUAAACACUUAAUGAGCAUGCAAGCUGUCUUGUAGGACCAGCCUGCGAUCUAGGUCUUAGGCCUGUGUCUAACAUUGGCUAAAAGAUCUUCUCAGCUACUUGAGAUUGGAGUCAAGGUUAAAGAUCGUGUAUGGAAUGAUUGCUCAGGAAAUUAACAGAUGAUUUACAUUGUAGUUUAAGCCUUGUCAUCUUAAAACAUUGCGUUGUUCCGGAGCCAGCUUGAAUUGUUACUGAACUGGUUGAAAGUGAACGACACAGAACUGAGAGAUUUUAUACUGUUAAGAUUUUGGGAUUUAUACCAGUUAGACUGCUAGAAACUACUGAAUAGUAACUCUACAUAUAAAACCUGUCCACCUAACCACCUGUCUGCGGACCUGUGUGCCUUUUUUGUAAACACUUUCACGUCUUUUCAAGAGCCUAUUAAAUACACAAAGUUUAGUAUAAAACUCUACACAAUGUGUUUCAAAAUUGGUGGAUACUUUUUUGAUUCUUCCUGUUAAAAGAAAUAGUCUUCCUUCUCUCAUGGGCAAUAUCUGUCACUUUAUUGCGGUUAAUCAUUUUUACAGGCUAAACAGAAGGGGUACCCCCGAUUUUGCAUUGCUGCACCUUUAAUAGUCUUGUUAAAUCUCCAGAUGAUCUUUUAAAGUCAUGUCAUGCCAUUGCACAUUGUUUCUGUUUGCUCGCUAUGCACACCAGUAUUUUUUCUUCAGUGGGGUUCACUUUUGUUGUGCACAGGAUAAAGGGUAGUUCUGUUUUUCUAGCACAAUGCAGUAUAUAUACAAUUAAGUGUAAUAAGGCAGUGUGUGAUGUGUGUUCUCCCUUUGCCGGUUUCUUUGCUCAGUGGAAGUUGCACGCUCAGAUCUUUGUGUUUCUCUCACCUGUAGUUCAUGUUUCCUAGGUUUAGUUCCAUCAUCCUUCUCCUGCACUGCCUUGAGCUCUAACACGUCCAUUACUGUUUAUAACAGUGUAUUUAUUACUGACUGUAUAUAAUGUAAUGUUUUGUAAGUUAUUAAUUUAUAUAAAUUAACAUUACCUGUCAAUGGUGGUGUUAAUUGUGUAGAAAACUCUGGAUAAGAGUUGCCUUUUUUUCUUGUAACCUUUUGUAUUGCAUAAAAUAGAAGAACCUGAACAUAGCGUAAGAGACAUACGGAACCCAUAAAGGGCAUUCAGGUGGCAUUAGCUCACAGGAGUUUCGUUUUCAUGAUGAGUUAAGAAGAGUUGUAUCUUACGACUGGGAGUGGGGGCAAUAGGAUGAGCUGUUUAAACUACUGAAACGCUGAAAAGGAAACCCCCUGUGAAUGCUGCCAACUAUUAAAUGUCAUGUUCCAGUAUAUGAACAACCCAAUGUGAAUUUCUAUGACAAAAUGUGAACUGAUGUAAUAAUUGUGCUGUGAAGCUUCUUCUGACAAAGCUUGUUAGGCAUCAUUAAUGGUGUCAAUCUCAGUUUGUAAAAUAUAUUUCAAGCUUUUGGUCCAACUUGUGACUAAAUAGUUGAUGAGACUAGCACAGUUGUGCAUGAUCAAUGGGUUUGUAUGUCUGUUGAACACUGCAUUGUUCCAGGUGGUUAUUUUAUUGUUUUCAAAAGUUUCACACAAUGUAUGUUAUAGUAUUAUAUAUUGUGUUCAGAUGCAUUCUUAAGAGAUUUUUAUAUGAAGUGAAUAAAUGAAAG